AUGGGCAGCCUGAGCCAGACUGUCUGUGAGCUGACUGGUGGCCACAGCAGCUUCUCUGAGCUGAACGAGGCAGACAACGCCGCCCAAUCGACGGCACUUUUGCUUCAGGAGGAGUUGCUCCAAUACUGCAACGAGAGUUUGUCAAGCUUUGAUGUUCUCGAGCCAGUCCAUCGGGAGCUUCUCCCGAUUAGCGUGCGACAGAUCUCUGCAGAAGGGACUCCUGUCUUUCACAGCGGUGAGGUGCUGGACCUGCUCUAUGUGGUGCCUGGCUCCGUGGAUCUUUCUGAGUUGCUACAGGCCUUGGAUUUGCGGCUGCAGGGCGAGGCCAAGGGCCUCCGUGCCGCUGUUGGGGACGGCUUGCUACAAGCUCCCGGCCUGGAGUUCACCAUGCGAGGAAUUCCAGUCAAGUUCUUGCUGACUCAUGCGGUGGAUGUGGCGAGCAUUUCAGCUGAGAGUAUCAACAAGAACGUGUCCGGUUAUGUUGCCAGACAAACGGCGCUUGCCAUCUUAGAGUCAGUCCCUGACAAGAGAGCUUUUCAACAGUUGUUGACGUGUGUUCGCUUCUGGGCGAAGCAACGUGGAGUCUAUGGGCAGUCGCAUGAUUUCGGUUAUCUAGGCGGAGCGGGCUGGGCGAUUUGCUGCGCCCUGGUUUGCCAAAUUGAACAGCACCAAGAUCUUGAACAACUUCUUGGAGCUUUCUUCGACAUCAUGAGCAGAUGGGACUGUCGAGUUCCUGUUGCCCUCAACGGCCGGGCUCAUCGACAGGUCCAACGCAACAGCGCGGGGCUGAAGGUCCUGCUUCCUGUUGGCAGAAAAUUAUGCGCCAACCCGAACUUGACAGCAUCUGCUGCUCUGCAGCUGCAGAAGGAGUUUCGGAGAGGGAACAGGAUCUUCGCAAAAAUUCAGCACAGCCAAGCGGAUUGGAAACAAAUCUUUUCUGUCUCGAAGUUCUUCGAGCGCUAUUUUCAUUAUCUUCAGUUCGACAUCACGGCUUCCAGCGAAGAGAUCAUGUUUCAGUGGCUAUCGUGGUGCAGACAGCAUCUUCAAGGCACUGCAGAGAUGCUGGAGACCGUUGGCAACUGCCACCUGAUCACUCGGCCUUGGCCAGUAUGGCUGCCUUUCAAGGACUGUGAGUGGCACUCUGCCAUUGCCGUGUUCAUAGCGUUGCGAGUGCUGCCACACGCGCGUAAUGAACAAGCAGGCACACGGACUGUCGUUGAUCUUCGCGAAAUCCUCGUCACUCUGUUGGAGCGGCUGUGCGCAUGGCCGCUGGCAACCGAGCACUUUGGCGAGUUCGAUCUCUACAUCCGACACACGUCGCAGGCUGAGGUGAAGUCUUGGCUGACAGCUCUGGAAGGUGGCUUUCCGGUCAAGCGUGCUCGGCCAACCACGCAGACACAGGCCGCCAUUGCUCUGCCCGAACCAGAUAGUGAGGACGACCUGUCCCGGCAAAGUUCGUCCUUUGAAUUUCAAUGA
Symbiodinium sp. CCMP2592 is the source of this 1476-nucleotide messenger RNA. The record is from the annotation of a GenBank genome assembly. NCBI's taxonomy places the organism in Eukaryota, Dinophyceae, Suessiales, Symbiodiniaceae.